Messenger RNA from Daucus carota subsp. sativus, 3739 nucleotides. RefSeq names its product sodium/hydrogen exchanger 8. Gene Ontology annotation, molecular function: sodium:proton antiporter activity; potassium:proton antiporter activity. Gene Ontology annotation, biological process: potassium ion transmembrane transport; proton transmembrane transport; sodium ion import across plasma membrane. The record is from RefSeq and is a predicted model, not a curated record. Gene Ontology annotation, cellular component: plasma membrane; chloroplast envelope. Bases 121 to 3567 code for a protein of 1148 amino acids. The transcript is spliced from 23 exons. Lineage: Eukaryota; Viridiplantae; Streptophyta; Magnoliopsida; Apiales; Apiaceae.
AAAAAAUAACUUUCACCGGCAAACAAAAAAGCCACGGCUGUGAGAGCCUCUCCCAGACUCCAACCGUAUGUAUUAAAUCAUGAACUACUCAGCUCCAGUUGUGUAAGAAAACACAACAGAAUGGGUUCCAUAGUAAAUGAAACCUCGUCCUUCGUUUCUUACAGGCUGUUAGAAGAAGAAGAGGAUAGUUCAAGUCCAAGUGAUGCAGUUAUAUUCGUAGGAAUCUCGCUGGUCCUAGGAAUCGCAUCUCGCCAGUUGCUCAAAGGCACUAGGGUUCCUUACACUGUUGCGCUGCUUAUUCUCGGCAUCGCUCUUGGAUCCAUUGAAUAUGGUACACAUCAUCACUUGGGAAAGAUUGGGGAUGGCAUCCGGCUUUGGGCAAAUAUUGAUCCUGAUCUUCUACUGGCCGUCUUCCUACCCGGCCUUCUAUUUGAGAGUUCGUUUUCAAUGGAGGUGCACCAAAUAAAGAGAUGUAUGGCACAAAUGCUUCUACUUGCUGGGCCAGGUGUACUAAUUUCAACCUUCAUCCUUGGAAGUGCGAUAAAGAUAAUAUUUCCAUAUAAUUGGAGCUGGACAACGUCAUUGUUGCUUGGAGGACUAUUAAGUGCUACUGAUCCUGUCGCUGUUGUGGCAUUGUUGAAAGAUCUUGGUGCAAGUAAAAAACUAAGUACUAUAAUCGAAGGAGAAUCUUUAAUGAAUGACGGGACUGCAAUUGUAGUAUUUCAGCUCUUUUUCCGAAUGGCCACAGGAUCAAGCUUGAAUUGGGCUGCUGUUGUCAAAUUUUUGGCUCAAGUUUCACUUGGAGCUGUAGGUAUUGGUAUUGCUUUUGGCUUAGCAUCUGUUUUGUGGCUUGGGUUUAUAUUCAAUGACACUGUGAUAGAGAUCACACUAACACUCGCAGUGAGCUACAUCGCUUACUUCACAGCUCAAGAGGGGCUUGAUGUUUCUGGUGUUUUGACAGUUAUGACACUGGGAAUGUUCUAUGCUGCAGUUGCUAGGACCGCUUUUAAGGGUGAAAGUCAACAAAGCUUGCAUCAUUUUUGGGAAAUGGUUGCUUAUAUUGCCAACACGUUGAUAUUCAUCCUAAGCGGAGUUGUUAUAGCAGAAGGUGUUCUUGGAAACCAUAGUAUCUUCAAAAGCGAAGAAUCUGCUUGGGGCUACCUGAUUCUCUUGUACUUGUUUGUCCAACUUUCACGAAUGGUGGUGGUUGCGGUACUGUAUCCUUGUUUAAGAUAUUUUGGUUAUGGUCUGGAUCGUAAAGAAGCUACCAUUCUUGUCUGGUCUGGUUUGAGGGGAGCAGUAGCACUUUCACUGUCAUUGUCAGUCAAGCGUUCUAGCGACAUCUCAUCAUAUAUCAGCCCGGAGACAGGAAUUCUGUUUGUGUUCUUUACUGGAGGAAUUGUUUUUCUUACACUUAUCUUGAAUGGAUCGACGACACAGUUCAUUUUACAUUAUUUAGAUCUGGACAAAAUGUCAGCAGCUAAGUGGAGAAUAUUAAAGUACACAAAAUAUGAAAUGAUGAACAAAGCAUUAGAGGCAUUUGGUGAUCUUGGUGAUGACGAGGAACUAGGACCUGUUGACUGGCCUACAGUUAAAAAAUAUAUUGCAAGUCUAACUGAUGUAGAGGGAGAGCAAGUCCAUCCUCAUACACAGUCCCAGACUGAUGAUAAGCUAGAUUCUAUGAAUCUUAAGGAUAUACGCAUACGUUUCUUGAAUGGUGUGCAAGCUGCUUAUUGGGGUAUGCUAGAAGAGGGAAGAAUAACACAAACUAUAGCAAAUCUUAUGAUGCAAUCUGUUGAUGAAGCAUUGGACUUGGUAUCCCAAGAGCCUCUAUGUGACUGGAAAGGAUUGAAGGCAAAUGUACAUUUUCCAUCCUAUUACAAGUUUCUCCAGACAGGAUUGUUCCCGCAGAAACUUGUUACGUAUUUCACUGCUGAAAGAUUAGAAUCAGCAUGCUACAUUUGUGCUGCGUUUCUACGCGCCCACAGAAUUGCACGUCGGCAGCUACAUGAAUUUAUUGGUGAUAGUGAAGUUGCAUCUAGUGUUAUUGGUGAAAGUGAGAUAGAAGGAGAGGACGCGAAGCAAUUCCUUGAGGACGUUCGUGUAGCUUUCCCUCAGGUUCUGCGUGUAUUGAAAACAAGACAGGUUACAUAUUCUGUAUUAAAUCAUUUAAUUGAUUAUGUGCAAAAUCUUGAGAAGGUUGGAUUGCUAGAGAAAAAGGAGAUGGUUCAUCUUCAUGAUGCUGUACAGAUGGACUUGAAGAAGCUCUUAAGAAAUCCUCCUCUAGUUAAGAUUCCUAAAGCACGUGACCUAGUCAGUCUUAACCCUUUCUUGGGCGCUCUUCCUCCCACAACUCGUGAGUUACUUGUAGGUUCAACUAAAGAGUCAAUGAAAGUACGCGGUACAACACUUUACAAGGAGGGAUCCCAGCCAAAUGGCAUCUGGGUUAUUUCGAAUGGUGUAGUGAAGUGGGCGAGCAAGACUAUAAAAACUAAGCACUCUUUGCAUCCAACAUUUACACAUGGAAGUUCACUGGGACUGUAUGAGGUGUUGAAUGAAAAGUCUUACAUCUGUGAUAUGAUAACAGACUCUGUGGUUCUCUGUUUCUUUAUUGAAGCAGAAAAGAUACGUAUGCUUCUCAGAUCAGAUCCAGCAAUAGUGGAUUUCUUGUGGCAGGAAAGUGCAAUUGUCCUUGCUAAACUCUUGCUUCCACAAAUAUUUGAGAAAAUGCCAAUGCAAGAAAUCAGAGCUCUUGUUGCUGAGAAGUCAACAAUGAGUACCUAUAUUAGAGGAGAAAGUAUUGAACUACCUCCCCAUUUCAUGGGCUUGUUAUUAGAAGGAUAUAUAAAAGGACAAGGGACCCAGGAGGAACUGAUAGCAUCUCCAGCAGCACUGUUGCCUUGGUAUGGUGAUAUGAGCUUCCGGGGAUCAGAUGUAUCAGGCAUCAAGUCCACCAGCUUUGUGCAUCAAGCAUCUUGUUAUCAAGUGGAGACCAGAGCAAGAGUUAUCAUGCUUGAUUUUGCUGCUUUUGAAGCUAACAGAUCCCUUCAGAGAAGGUCGUCUUCUUUGGUUUCACAUACAAAAGAUCAUCCCACUAGAUCCUUAAGUAAAGAACAUUGUGGUCUCAUGAGUUGGCCCGAACAGUUUUACAUGCAAACACAACCUAGUGAGCAUCGUAUAGAAGAGACUGACAAAAUUGGUAGCAAUCUAUCUGUCAGGGCAAUGCAGCUAAGCAUGUAUGGCAGCAUGAUUGACAACACCAGACUACAUGCACAGAGUUCUCGUGGAAAUAAUGAGAAGUCGUCUCACAGCUUGUCAUAUCCAAGAGUUUUAUCACCUGAAGGGCAGCCUCUUGUCUAUGCCAAGUCAGAAGGGGCUGCUACUUUUGGGAAAAUGCCCACUACUGCUACGUCGGGGAAGGUACCUGAUGGUAAAACUCCAGUACCGAGUUCUAGCACAACAAAAACUCAUGGAAUGGAUUACUCAAGCGACGAAUCUGGCACUGAGGAUGAACAUAUUGUUAGAAUUGAUUCACCAAGUACAUUAUCUUUUCCGCAGGUUCAGUAGUCUAAUUUUUGGCGUUCUCAUGUACAUGUGUUCACUAGAGUAGACAGCAUAUAUAUAGAAUAAGUAUCCUAGUGAAAAAAAAAAAUGUAAUAUAAGGCGAGUACGGGAUUGUAACAUCAUGAAUGUUACUUUGUUUUGUUUUGGGAUAUUCUCAGUAUCAUCAUUUGCACAA